CCCUUUCCAGUCGAGCGAAGGAGAAAGUAAGGAGUAAGUCUCUUCAUCCUGGCUCCUCACCCUUCGAUCACCAGCGUAAAAGUAAGUGAUCUGCUUUGCUUGUCCAUGGAAGAAGGACGAGGUCAUCUCUAGGUUACAUUUUUUCCCCCUCUCCCUUGCUUUUUUCUUGAACCUUUUGUGUCGAUUCACGACGAAGCAUUUGAUCUCAGUUCUGAAUGAGAAGUUCCAGUUCUCGGUGGAGUGAUCAUGGUAACUUCAUUCAUUUUUAGGGUUUUGAUACUGGUUUUUGGCUAUGCUUAUCCAGCUUACGAGUGUUACAAGACCAUAGAAUUGAAUAAGCAAGAGAUUGGGCAGUUGCGUUUCUGGUCCCAAUAUUGGAUUCUAUUUGGAUUGUUGAGAGAAUUGGGAGUAUUUGCUGAUAUACUCUUCUCAUGGUUACCAUUCUAUUACGGAGCAAAGCUUGGCGCCUUCCUGUAUUUGUGGCAUUCCCGGACAAAAGGAGCAACAUUUGUCUAUGAGACAUUCCUGGCACCUUUUAUCGCAGAGCAUGAGUCUGAGAUUGAUCAGUCUUUGUCUGAGUUUAGAGCUAGGGCCGCAGAUUGGGGAUUGAUAGCUUGGCAGAUGGCUGUUAUCUACUUGCAGACAAGUGUUCCUGAGAUGAAGAAAUAUGCUAUUUCAUUGAUGCCAACAAUGAAUUCUAUAGAGGAACAGCAGCAAGCUCCUCCGUCAAGUUCCGCAAUGCCAUCUGUUCGUCGACCUGCACCAUCUCAGCAACCUCGAAAGGAAGCAAGGUUUGUGUCCAAUCCUAUCAAGAGGCAGCCACAAGAACAGUCAACAAAGGAACCAACUGGGGAUGUGGCAUCUGGCUCUGAACCCAUAGAAGACUCAGAUCGACAAGGUGAGGAGAUGCCCGUAGAGGUAGUAAAACGUGUAACAAGCAACAGUUUGAGAAAGCGAGCUGUCAUUGCUGCAACCAGCCCUGCAUAGUUGUGUCUUCCUUGCUAGAAGGAUUCAAGAUUGUUUUACUCAACAACACAUACCAGUUCAAAUAUUACCAUGCCAAAUUAUGGAUUUGUGAGAGGUAUAUAAUUGAGAUCAUUAUGUGCAACAGCUCACCCUGCUUAUAGUUGCUGAAGUGGUUUGUUUCUGUUAUCAAUCUAAAGGUUUUGGUGCUGGGUUGGAAGGUCAUUGUUUCUCUUUUUCCUAAC
Zingiber officinale is the source of this 1208-nucleotide messenger RNA. RefSeq names its product putative HVA22-like protein g. The coding region runs from base 247 to 987 and encodes 246 amino acids. The record is from RefSeq and is a predicted model, not a curated record. NCBI's taxonomy places the organism in Eukaryota, Viridiplantae, Streptophyta, Magnoliopsida, Zingiberales, Zingiberaceae. The transcript has 7 exons.